AUGGACCCCCAACUGUCUGCCCUCCCGCUGCAGCUGCAUGGCAACAGUUUGGCUAUGAGCUCUGGACAAGUGCCAGAACUGAGCCUUAGAUACAAUGGAGGAGGCGGAGGCCAAGAAACGGAACUUAAUCAGCAAAACAUGACCUCUUCUGCUCCUAUCAUUUCCAGGUUGAAGCCAGGUGAACACUUUGAGAAUCUACCUGAGCCUGUGGGUCACAGCCACGCCAAGGACAAGCCAGAGAACAAGAGCAAGAGCUGCAGUGUGUUCACCAUCUGCCACUCAGGAGUCAUUUUCCCCUGGAUGAAUCCACGGACUACUGACUCUCAACAAUCUGGUAACUCCUGCUUUGUUUAUUAACUUCAUGCAGCCGUAACCACUGGGACUAAUAAAUUGCAACACAAUGUUUAUCGGGAGCUCUGAUGGGGAGAAUCCAAAUCUGGACUUAUUAGUAAGACUUUUUGUUGCAUGAAGACAGCACUUCACUGUCCUCGUUACAAAUUUAUUAUAAGUUAUUCAGUGGUCAGACACCUGCAACAUUUAUUAAGCGUAAAAGCAGGUUAACCAGAUGUGAAGGCUAUUCUGUGCCUUCUAGGUUGAUUAGAUUUGAAUGGGAGUCAUGGUAAGUGAUGCAGCAGCUGCUAAAAACACACAAAUGUCACACUUGUCAGGGUGUUGCUCAUAUCUGUUUUUUUUCCUUCCAGUCCACAUGCAAAUAAAUACUCAAAAAAAGAAAAGUGGUGAUGCAGAGGCCACACAUGAACUCCCUUUAUACAUGUAAAUAAAUAAGUAAUAUCACCAUUUUAUGAUCUAGGGGAGAGUGGGGUAAGUUGAGCCAAAGGGUAAGUUGAGCCACCCCCUGUUACUUGGAAAAGGGAAAAGAAAUUGAUCAUGUGACCAAAUAUUUAGGAGAUGGGCAUCAAUUCAUGGAGUCUGUGAGAGUUAGAAGUACAUGGGUAAAAGGGUUAGACAUUUAUUUCCAAAAAAACAUUUUUCACUCUACAAAGUGAAUUGAGUCUGUCUUAAGUUUUAUUAGAAUUGUGUUCAGACCAAAAAAGGUCAUUUUAAAUUUGUUUUAUACAUCAAUUGUGGUAUCUAUGAGCUACAACAUGAGGUCAAAAACCUAGCAUAAAAGUCCACCAUUUUAGCUUAGAGGGCUAAUAAAGUCAUCAUCGUAGUUUAGGGGUAAGUUGAGCCAGUCAUAUUUACAUCCAAUUUUAUUUAUAUAGAUUCAGAUUGUUGAAAUAUUUUACUUUUUCUUUCCAAAACUACAGCUGUGAAUGUUCUGAAUCACUUAAAGACAUUCUCUUGUUAAAAUGGCUUUUUACAAAACAGCUUUUUUGCAGUUAUAUGUAAUAAUAAUAUAUAGAAUUAUUGUACCAGUUGAAUAAUGUAUAAUAGAUAAAAAUACACAUGAAUGUGAAGAAGUGACUGUUAUUUAGGGAGGGAUAAUAGUCAACUUGCACGGGGUAAGUUGACCAUAGGAGACCACUUUUUUUGGCCCACUAUAUUAUCAAGACAGUUGUGUUUACACUCAUUCUGUUGGUUUGCAGGGAUGUGCACCAUCUUGAAAUAUAUGCAGAUACACUAGUUAGAGACAAAACUAUGACUGACUUGAUGUAAUGAUCCAAAAUAUAAAAAAUGGCUCAUCUUACCCCAUUCUCCCCUAUACACAAUCAUCCAAUAAGCUGAAAAACAUUCACCCUCAUUGGUAAGAAUCUGUUUAUUUGGUGUGAUUUUUAUUCCAUUGCAUCGAACAGAAGGUUUACACAGAGAGAGAAGAAAAUAGGAUGAAAAAGAAGGAGCAAAAAUGUCCUAUUUUCUAUUUGAUACAUUAGAGAUGCUUCUCGUUUCUUGCUUCUAUCACUCCAGACAAGCUAGCAUGCAUACAGGAAGCUCCAGCCUGAUUGAGUGUUGUUAAGCAGUUUCCUCUCUUAGGCCACUGCAGGCCUUAUUAAGUGUCCAUUAACCCUUCAUGUCAUGUUGUUAUCAACAGGGCUCUGAUAUUGCUCAUAUACAUGUCAAAUGGAACCUCUAAUGGUGGUUAUUUCCAGUGCUGCUCCCAAGGUACCUUUUAAGUGACUGAGAUGGGGAUUUGACAGGUCUGCUUCCGCAUGGAGCUGUGAUUAAUGUGGCCUGUCAGGCUUGCCGUAGUGGCGUCAGAUGUUUCCCCCAGACUGUUUCUUCGGGAGGUAACUUUCCCUGAACACAUGACACAGUAGACAGCCGGUCUUAUAGAGUGUCUCAAGCAUGAGUGAAUACACAGGAAGAGCUGAGGGCCCUUCUUUGUCCGUGGGCUGAUUGGUGGAGGAUUAACACUGAGAGGUCUUCUGUGGAGGUCGUAUGAUUCAGGAUAGACUUGUUAGAUAUGUGGCACCCUGCUUUUAACAACCUCUCUUCUUUAUGUGCUUUCCUCUUGCGUAAGUCAGUGGAGACGUGGCAGCAGUGGGUCUAUCAGGACGAGGAAGCGCCAGGAGGGAGAGGACGACGUUCACCAACAGCCAGCUGCUGGAACUGGAGAAGGAGUUCCACUUCAGUCCUUACCUGUGUCGCCCUCGCAGGAUAGAGAUGGCCAACGGGCUGCAGCUCACAGAUCGCCAAGUCAAGAUCUGGUUCCAAAACCGCAGGAUGAGGUACAAGAAGGAGCACAAGUAUACCAAAGAGGGCUGUUUGUCCCAGUUGUCUGCCUGGGAUCCACCCUCCAGCUCAUGUGCAGACGUCUUGAGGUUUCCAGACUCAUGUGUUGUAAGAACUUCCUCCUCUGCAGAGAUGCACUGCAUGGAUUAUGCUCCUGCUUCCUGUUGCAGCGGUCAGUGCUUUCACUCUGCAGAUCUGACCUAUCUGAGCUGUGUAUCUCAAUCUGUUGGUUGGCCAUCCUGUGUGGAUGGAGACAGUCAUCACUAUCCGAGCAUCUCAAACUGGCCCUAG
This is a messenger RNA of Xyrichtys novacula (pearly razorfish), 2925 nucleotides long. Lineage: Eukaryota; Metazoa; Chordata; Actinopteri; Labriformes; Labridae. The record is from the annotation of a GenBank genome assembly.